CGACAGUGACGAUCGGUCACUGUCCGUCACUUCGUGACCGUCCGUGACUGGACCGUGGUUUUUCGUGUCGGCAGCUAUACUUCUCUCGAAAGAAUCACCGUCCUGUUUUGGGUGUGACAGUUCGGCGAACGCCGUCCCAGGCAUGCUGACUUAAGCACGGACGGUCUCUUGUCGGUUGCCAGAUGCGCUCGGAAAGUGAGUAUAGCGUUUGCAAUGCUGACGUGCCCGUCCCCCAGAUCCCAUUGCUUGCUGCCAAGCACGUCGCGGAGCAUGUGCUUGCCUCCAUCAUCGACGACACAGUGCUCCAGCGCCCACAGCCCAACCCCUUCAGCUCACUCGUCACUCUCUCGAACGGUUCCAGCUCGGGUGCAGACCCGAGCACCCCUGAUGCACUAGCACCGGACGGCGGACUCAACGACACCAGCUCUCUUGCCGUCGUCUUUGGUGUGUCAGCUUUCGUCGUUCUCAUCGGAACAUAUCCCUGGUGGAGAUCCUGCAUUGCGCAGGCCUUCCUCAGCAACGGUGACAAAAGAGGCAUCAACAACGUCCCUAGCUUCGUGAAGAUGAACACUGUCAACACUUCUGGAUCACGUCCCAUCUCAGAUGGUGACGAGGCAUUCUGGAGCGCUGAAGCCGGUACUCAUGACCAAACACCAAGCAUGUCUCAGCCCAGCAAAACUCAAGGCAGCCCUCGGAGCAGCAGUCUAUCAGUCUCCUCUGACGAGCAGUCCCUUCCCUUCCCACUGCGAUUCAGGCAGGAUGGAGGGCCAUCAGUUCAAUACCUCCGCAUCUACAGCAUGACUGCAAAAGUGCUGAAGCAGCACUGCAUCGAGUUCAACCUCUCUCAGACAGGCAACAAGACCGUGCUAGUCGAACGACUGGAGGCAUUCAGCCACAAUCCUGACUCAUGGAACAGCGCCCACCCAGGUGCCCACAGGUCUCAUAAGGGACCUCGAGUGAAGAGGCCCACGGACAAGCCUAGGACAAGCCGUACCAAAAAGUCUACACAGCGUCGUGCACAACUCGUUCCAGGCGCCAACACUAUCAACGGAACCACGACCAUCACUGAUCGAUCAAAAGAUGCACGCACCUCAGCCGAGGUUGCCGCACUGCUGCCGUGGGCCAAGAUGAUCUGCAUGGAGUAUCCAUACCAGACAACAGACGGCAUGGCUCCAGUUGCCGAUGCUGAACCUAGUCAUUAUCCUAUGGGUGGGAUGCCUACUGGUACAAGUGCGCACUCUGCCAGCUACAUCAAUGAGUUGCAGGACACCAUCAUCCAAAAUGCAAGCACGAGGCUUAUCAGCCUCGUGCAAGAUGCCCUCCUUCAACCGGGUGCUGCUGCAUCCCCGCAUAUACUAGGUGCCGAGGAACACAGGGCAGUAGCUCCUCGCUCCACUGAUGCCAUCACGUCAGGACACAGCAUGGUGAGAGAAGCCCCAACACCAGCGAAGCCCGACACAAACAAGGCUCGAGUGCUCAAGCUCGGAGAUGGCACUACGCUACAACUGGAUGACGGCGAUAUUCCUGAUCCCCCUGCCAUCAGCUUCGCAAAUGAUAUCUCAAGCCUCAACGAGAUGUGGGAUGACCACACUGAGCACUGGCGGGGUAUAUCAAUCAUUGUCAUCCAGGGCCACCCAAUUGCAAUCGAGCACUGGCCUGUACUCUAUCGCUACGGCAGAGACCAGCAGUGGAAGGGGACGAAGAAUAAGUGGACAGACUGGCGUGACAUCGUCGAGUGCUAUCGUCAGAGCAGCCCAGAGGAGUUCUGGGCCAAAUUCAGUGUUGAUGGAGAACAUGCGACCUUUACCACUAUCGUUCAGAAGCUGCGUGAUGCACGCAAGGCGGCCCACUCCCGCAUCGUGCAACAGGCACAUGAGGAGUUUGGUCCUGCAUUCGAUGCUCAUUUUACUUACCGGAGGGGAGGCAGAGAGUAUGUCAUGACCAAGCCAUCCGCUAUUGCAAAAAGGUACACCGAGUUGACAGGCAAAGGUUUGGUGUGAAGGUGUUAUAGAUAGGAUUUUUCUUUUGCGCAGUACAAAUUUUACGAGAAUGGGAACCAGUAAUACGAGUAUCAGUGCCUAAUGGUCAACAGACAUGCAACUUGUUGCCAUGACUCAGCCGGC
This is a messenger RNA of Suillus paluster, 2123 nucleotides long. RefSeq lists its product as uncharacterized. The record is from RefSeq and is a predicted model, not a curated record. The transcript has 6 exons. Bases 183 to 2000 code for a protein of 605 amino acids. NCBI's taxonomy places the organism in Eukaryota, Fungi, Basidiomycota, Agaricomycetes, Boletales, Suillaceae.